CUCUCUUUUCCUUCGUGCCCGUGGGAUUUUGGAAGCAGCCGCCUCGGGGCCGGGCGCUGUGCCCGCUUUCUCUUCCUCUUUCCGUUGGAUUUGAGAAAGUUUCAGUGUUAUUGAGGGGGGAAAAAGAAAGCGUUUUGAAGACAAAAAGAAUCACCCGAGUGCAGCCAGCUGUGCAAACACAGGGCCGUGGGUCCAACAUGAAGGAAAAACGAAGUUCUGCCAAGAGUUAAACUUUAACCCUGCCCAUUUAAUCCAUAUUUUAUGUGUAUUUCAUGCACUGAGCCACGAUGGGUUUUGCUGAGGACAAAGUGUACAACCACAUCCUGAAGAACAUGAGCAGGUUCUGUGACAUCCACGUGGCGUCGCUGGUCGAUUCCCUGAGCUGCCUCACCGAUGCUGACAGGGAUGAGCUUCACACCCGGCAGGAGAUGCGGGGGAUCCGUGCCACUGUGUACAAAUUUUACCAGCACCUGAAGUGCCGAAAGGGCUGGGUGAUGGACCUGAUCAAUGCACUGCACCAGAACAAUGCGGGGCACCUGGCUGAGGAGCUGCAGCAGGUUUAUGACCUCUACCAAGCCCCUCCUCCAGGUGCCUUGGCUCCUCCAAGUGCUUCAGCUUCUGCUGCCUGGCCUGCUGUUUCCUCCGACGGUGCCCUGAAGCCAUUCUCAGGGCCAAGCUCUGCUGCAGAAGCCCCAAAGGCUGAGCCACCACGCUCCAACCCAUCUGCUGGUGGCCAUCCACCUCUCUCACCUGCUGCUGCCACCACUGCGACCUCAGCUGUGAGCUCAGAUGUUUCCAGCACAGAACUGGAUGCCAGGGCACCGGUGCAGGAAUCGCACCCAGAAAGAAAGAGUCCCCAGCCUCCGCUGAUGACGAACACGGUCUGUGAUGGCAAAGAGAAACCUGUCCCAUACCCCACCAAAGAGCUUCAAGAGGCAGUGGAGACCCCUGGGGCAUCCAGCACAGUUUUACCAUCUGUGUCCCCUGAGCAGGGCCAGGAGUGGCUGAGCCACCGGCAUCCGGUGUGUGUGGACAACGGGUGUUUUGGGAACGCAAACCACCUCCAACGUGGCGUGCCAAACUUGGAUCUGGGCUCUCUUCCACCAAAGGAUUUGAGUGCUGCUUCUGGCCCUGAGCAAACCAGGAACGAGCCCCAAGAAGACGUCUACAUCUCCAGUGAGUUGCCUGUGAGGUUGGUGGAGACCGCUGGCGGUGGGGGACUGCAGCCCCCAGCCUCUCUGAGGACACAGGAGCAACGAGCUGUGCACAGUUCCAAGCACGAUGGGCCCCCGAGCAGCUUUGUGGAUAUGCGCAACCCCUUGCUUAUACAACAGCAGUUUGAUGUAGAGCAGAAGCAGAUUGAGAGAGAGCGUGAAGGAGGUGGAGAUGUUUGGAAGGAAACAGCCACCUCAGUCUCAACCUCUGCACCCAGAGAUAUUUCCCCAUUCUGUGACACCUCCUUGAAGCCUCCUGUACGAGAGAGAACGCUGCCUGGGGAGGAAGCAGCCAGCAGCACCCCCUCCAUGCCACAGAAGGAGCAAGUGAUCUCUGCCUCAGUGGCCUCCCUCUCAGCUAUGAACGCUGCAGGAAGCUUUGAAGGCGCAGCUGGGAAGACCCCCUCACGAGUGAGCUCUGCUACCAGCAUCUGGGCAUCUCAUGAUAAUGAGGAGGAAGACGUGGAGCUCAGCAAGCCAGGUGCCCUCCAGUCUGUAGUAGGAGAGAGCCCAAAAAAGGCAGCUGCCAGAUACCUGGGCAGCCCCAGUUCCAACACGUCCAGUCACCUUGGCUUGAGCAGCGACCCGCUCAUGGUGAGCGCAGACAGCUUGAGGCCUGGAGAAGCACAGUCCAGAGCCAACUCAGGGCGCUGGUCUGCAACUCCAGCAGUUCAUGCAGACCCUGGGGGAGAAAAGGCAGCUGGAGAGAGCCCUUAUCCACCUCUGAGCUGGGCCAGCCCUUCUGUGGGCACCCACGAGGUCCAUGUGGAACAUCACCUCAGUGCCCUGCUGGAAGCAGGCAAUGAUGUCCGAGAUGGAGCAGUCCCCUCUGAAGGCUCUCCUGACUCAAACAAGGGAAGUAAUGCUGCAACCAACUCAUCUCAGGUCAAAGUCCCCACAUCAGGGGACAGCAAUGGGCCGUCCCUGCUGUACAUCCUCCCAGCUGUUGGCAUUGCACUGAUCUCAGUGUUUCUGGUGUACACACGAUUGCAGAAAUAGCAGCAGAGAGAAGAUGAGAUGCCACAGCUACCAAAGGGAGAUUCCUCUUCGUAGAAGGAAGUUGGCCAGCAUGUUUGAAGCCCGAAGAACAGUUAGAGGGACUGUAGGGGCUUUGUUAAAUCUCUUCCCAGAAAGUUUCCUGGAAGAUGCCUUGGUUGUGUGAUGCUGUUGGGUUUUGGUCUGAUUCCCAACCACCUUCCUGUCUGUGCUGCCUUCUUUUUCACCCACAGUGAGGGUGUCUCUCAGGAGGUGAUCCCUCGAGGCCAAAAUCAGAGCCUUCCUGGCCAUUCUCAUCUUCACAUUUGGUUCUGGAUGGCCCCUCUCCUGCCAAGAAAUGUUCCUGUGAUGAGGAUGUGCCAGGCUGGACUGUGUGCAAGCUGUCCCCUCUCCCAGGAGCCCUCAUCCUGCUACAGUGCUUUCCUUUGGAGUAUCGUGCCCUGCACCUGUGGGUCAGAAAUGGCACAGGAUCCAGGACUUCGACACACAGCACUGACACCCCUGGGGAUGGAGCAGUGGAGCCAGAAGGAGUUGUGUAUACCCUUGUGCAGCUUUCUCAUGGAUCAAUCUCACUUCUCCUUUCUGCCAGACAGGGGGAGAAAGGAUUUAAGCAUAUGCUUUCAGAAGACAAUUUCAUGCAAUACCAGCAUGAGCCAGACUUGCUCUCACCUAGGAUUGCUGUGUGCCUUUUGAUCUACAGGCUGUAUUUAGUGAGCCUGGCUAGGAGGGUGGAUGUAAUUCUCACAUUUCCCAGUACCUGGUGCAAUGAGAUAGAAACUUAUGUCGAGGUUGGGACAUAAAUAGGGUCAGCUCUUUGUGAUGCAGGGAGGCCAUACAUCAGUGCUAGCUGGUGGUCCACAUGUUCUGAGUUAUCUUGAGGAUUCUGUUUAAAAUUUCAGUCCAUCAUUUCCCAACUGCUCCCAGGGAUCACCUUGAGAGUUUGAGGGGAUUGGGCCGCAACACUUACAGAUAAGAGAAAAU
Messenger RNA from Tympanuchus pallidicinctus (lesser prairie-chicken), 3191 nucleotides. RefSeq names its product mitochondrial antiviral signaling protein (gene MAVS). The coding region runs from base 288 to 2213 and encodes 641 amino acids. NCBI's taxonomy places the organism in Eukaryota, Metazoa, Chordata, Aves, Galliformes, Phasianidae. The transcript has 7 exons. The record is from RefSeq and is a predicted model, not a curated record.